This is a messenger RNA of Hyaloscypha bicolor E, 1581 nucleotides long. RefSeq names its product cytochrome P450. NCBI's taxonomy places the organism in Eukaryota, Fungi, Ascomycota, Leotiomycetes, Helotiales, Hyaloscyphaceae. The transcript is spliced from 3 exons. The coding region runs from base 1 to 1581 and encodes 526 amino acids. The record is from RefSeq and is a predicted model, not a curated record. Gene Ontology annotation, molecular function: heme binding; iron ion binding; monooxygenase activity.
AUGUCGUUCUUGGUUGACUCCAUUCUGAAGCUCGUGGACUACGUGCCUUUGUUCCUCGCCAUAACUAGCGUCAUCGUUCUGGUCUUUUGGCGGCCGUCCGUCCACCUUGAUCCGGCAGAACCACGUCUUCUCAGGCCGAAAAUCCCAUACAUCGGUCAUGCAAUUGGAUUCCUGAGACACCAAACAAAGUACUUGGCAAUCCUAAACAGCCAAGUUUCGCAGCCAGCGUACACACUUCCCGUUCUCAACAAGAAAAUCUACGUCGUCACCUCCCCAAGCUUGCUCCAAAGCAUUUUCCGGUCGAAGGAGCUGUCUUUCGAACCGUUUAUGCUUCAGUUCUCCCAACGCUUGCUUGGCGUUUCGGACAAAGUCAUGGAACCAACAAGACGCGAACCAGAAGAUGCAAAGGCGCCAAGCUUCGUGCAACAAGUUAUCAAGGAGAUUUACACUUCGCUUUCUGGAGAAAGUCUUGUCGAUAUGAAUCUGAGUACAUUGAAUGGGUUUGCAUCCGUGCUCAAUGGUAUCAGUGAUGCAUGUUCAGUGGACGGUCUGUACAGGUGGCUUCGGUCAACUUUGACACUUGCGACGACGGAUUCCAUUUUUGGCUCCCACAACCCCAUGAAAUUGCAGCCAGAAUUGAUUGGCUUAUAUUGGGACUUUGAAAGCAACCUGACCCCACUUCUUUUGGACUUUGCCCCAUCUCUUCUGGCCCCGACGGCGCACCGUGGGCGGCAAGCCAUCAAAGCAACUCUGAGUAAGUACUACGUUGCACAACAUGACUUGGAACCUGACGUCGCCCGGAUAACCAAACAACGAGCUGUUCUCCUUCGAAAGUACGGAAUGUCGGAUCACGAUGUCGGCGAGUUCGAGCUCGGUCUUCUCCACGGAGCACUUGCAAACACACCACCAAUCCUCUUUUGGCUGCUUGUACACAUCUUUGCUUCAGUUUCUGUCACGGCUGCUAUCCGGAACGAGCUCCUAGGCCUCACCUCUACGCCUGCUGAUGGCAAGCGAGAAGUGUCUAUCAAGAUCACAACAUUCGAGUCUCAGUGUCCAAUCCUUGUCUCAGCCUACCGGGAAACACUCCGUCUGACUAACUCUCACAUCGGUGUUCGCAGAGUGAUGACCGAUACUUGGAUCUCCGACAGCAAUUCCACAUACCUGCUCAAAGCUGGCGCGGACAUUCAGAUGCCAGCUGAGAUCACGCAUCUGUCGUCGAACACCUGGGGUCCGACGGCCAAGGAAUUCGAUGCUGGUCGUUUUCUCAAGCCCAAAUGCAGGGGGGCUAAGGAAAACCAGGAUCUCAAGGACAAGAUGAAAGCAUAUCAUCCGUUCGGAGGCGGCAAGCAUUUGUGUCCUGGUAGGAAUAUCGCGUUUGCGCCAUGCUUGGGUGUGGUUGCGGUCCUACUAUUGGGUUUCGAGGUGAAGGGUAUAAAUAACGAAUUAGUGGAAGUUCCGGACAUUAGAAGUGUGAAAUUUGGAGAAGCAGUUGUUAAACCUUUUGGAGAGGGACUGGAGAUGGGAGCGUUGAUCACGAGACGUAAAGGUUGGGAGAAAGUUAUGUGGAAAUUCGUUUGUUGA